AUGGAUGUUAAAACAGUCUUUCUAAACGGCUAUCUCACAGGGGAUAUAUAUGUUGCACAACCGAAAGGGUUUGAAGACCCGCAACAUCCAGAAUAUGUAUACAAGCUUGAAAAAGCUCUAUACGGGCUAAAACAAGCUCCAAGAGCCUGGUACGAAAGACUUGCACAAUAUUUACUUCAAAAUGAUUACAAACGAGGAGGUUCGGACAAAACCUUGUUCAUAAAACGAUCAGGUAAACACAUAAGCAUUGCACAAGUUUACGUUGAUGAUAUUGUGUUUGGGUCCACACAGACAGGUGAAACGGACAAACUGGUCAAAGUUAUGCAACAAGAGUUCGAAAUGAGUAUGAUCGGAGAGCUGACGUAUUUUCUAGGAUUACAGGUCAAUCAGUCAAAAGAAGGGAUAUUUAUUUCUGAAGCGAAGUAUGCGAAAAAUCUCAUAUCAAAAUUUGGUCUUGAAUCUGCGAAAGAUGCCCGGACACCCGUCUCAACAACUACAAAAUUAUCUAAAGACAAUCAAGGAACUUCCGUUGACUACACAUUGUACAGGAGUAUGAUUGGUAGUUUACUGUACCUAACUGCUAGUAGACCUGACAUCAUGGUAAGUGUUGGUAUGUGUGCACGCUAUCAAGCAGAUCCAAAGGAAUCGCACUUGAAGGCAGUCAAACGUAUUAUAAAAUACGUUAAAGGUAAAAUAAAUUAUGGUAUUUGGUAUUCCACUGAUACUAAUCUCAGUCUUACAGGUUUUAGUGAUGCUGACUGGGCUGGUAACGCCGAACAUAGAAAAAGCACAUCCGGAGGAUGCUUCUUUAUCGGGAAAAAUCUGGUUGCCUGGCUGAGUAAAAAGCAAAAUUCAAUCUCGCUCUGCACUGCAGAAGCUGAGUACAUAGCUGCAGGCAGUUGUUGUACACAGUUGCUUUGGAUGCGUCAAAUGCUGUCCGAUUACGGGUUUGAUUAG
This is a messenger RNA of Ipomoea nil (Japanese morning glory), 957 nucleotides long. RefSeq lists its product as uncharacterized. The record is from RefSeq and is a predicted model, not a curated record. The coding region runs from base 1 to 957 and encodes 318 amino acids. NCBI's taxonomy places the organism in Eukaryota, Viridiplantae, Streptophyta, Magnoliopsida, Solanales, Convolvulaceae. The transcript has a single exon.